AUGGCCGACGUCGAUUCCAAGGGCGGCAAGCGCCUCAGCGCCGACCGAGAUGGAACCUCUAGGAAGAAGGCCAAGAAGGAGGAGGUCGAGGACGAGCCAAAGUACAACCCGUACCUCGCACACAUGAAGGAGGAGAACGGCGUCGUUUCCGGCGGCGCCAUCGAUCCCAGCUCCCCCUUUGCCGACUUCAAGCAGCGCGCAACCUCGGCGAAGCAGGCCGAGAAGGUCGAGGACCUCGACACCAACGCCUUCACAGGACGCCCCCAUUCGCAAAAAUACUUCCAGAUCCUCCAGUCCCGUCGCGACCUGCCCGUACACAAGCAAAGACAAGACUUCCUCGAAAAGUACCAUUCCACCCAGAUCCUCGUCUUCGUCGGUGAGACCGGUUCCGGAAAGACGACCCAGAUCCCCCAAUACGUCGUCUACGACGAACUCCCCCAGCUCAACCGCAAGCUCGUCGCCUGUACCCAGCCCCGCCGAGUCGCCGCCAUGUCCGUCGCCCAGCGCGUCGCCGACGAGAUGGACGUCAACCUCGGCGAGGAGGUCGGCUACAGCAUCCGUUUCGAGGACAUGACCGGCCCCAAGACCAUCCUCAAGUACAUGACCGACGGUAUGCUCCUCCGCGAGGCCAUCCACGACCACGAGAUGUCCCGCUACAGCUGCAUCAUCCUCGACGAGGCCCACGAGCGCACCCUCGCCACAGACAUCCUCAUGGCCCUCCUCAAGCAGAUCGCCGCCCGCAGGCCCGACCUCAAGAUCAUCGUCAUGUCCGCCACCCUCGACGCCCAGAAGUUCCAGCGCUACUUCAACGACGCGCCCCUCCUCGCCGUCCCCGGUCGCACCCACCCCGUCGAGAUCUUCUACACCCCCGAGCCCGAGAGGGACUACGUCGAGGCCGCCAUCCGCACCGUCCUCCAGAUCCACGCCUCCGAGGCCGAGGGAGACGUUCUGCUGUUCUUGACCGGUGAGGAGGAGAUCGAGGACGCCUGCAGGAAAAUCAACCUGGAGGCCGACGAGAUGAUCAGAGAAAUCGACGCCGGCCCCCUCGCCGUCUACCCCCUCUACGGUACCCUCCCGCCGCACCAGCAGCAGAAGAUCUUCGACAAGGCCCCGGCGCCCUACAAGAAGGGCGGCCGCCCCGGCCGCAAGGUCAUCGUCGCGACCAACAUCGCCGAAACCUCCCUGACCAUCGACGGAAUCGUCUACGUCGUCGACCCGGGCUUCAGCAAGCAGAAGAUCUACAACCCCCGCAUCCGCGUCGAGUCCCUCCUCGUCUCCCCCAUCUCCAAGGCCUCCGCCCAGCAGCGAGCCGGUCGUGCCGGUCGUACCAAGCCGGGAAAGUGCUUCCGCCUCUACACCGAGAACGCCUUCAAGAAGGAGCUCAUCGAGCAGACGCACCCGGAGAUCCUGCGCUCCAACCUCGCCAACACCGUCCUCGAGCUGAAGAAGCUCGGCGUCGAGGACCUCGUCCACUUCGACCUCAUGGACCCCCCCGCCCCCGAGACCAUGAUGCGCGCCCUCGAGGAGCUCAACUACCUCGCCUGCCUCGACGACGACGGCGAGCUCACCACCCUCGGCUCCCUCGCCUCCGAGUUCCCCCUCGACCCCGCCCUCGCCGUCAUGCUCAUCUCCUCCCCCGAGUUCUACUGCUCCAACGAGAUCCUCUCCAUCACCUCCCUCCUCUCCGUCCCCCAGAUCUGGGUCCGCCCCGCCGCCCAGCGCAAGCGCGCCGACGAGAUGAAGUCGCACUUCUCCCACCCCGAGGGCGACCACCUCACCCUCCUCAACGCCUACCACGCCUUCAAGGGCCAGGCCAACGUCCCCGGCGUCGACCCCAAGAAGUGGUGCCACGAGCACUUCCUCUCCUUCCGCCACCUCAGCAGCGCAGACAACGUCCGCGCCCAGCUCAAGCGCAUCAUGGAGACCCACGGCCUCGAGCUCGUCUCCACCCCCUUCGAGGACAAGAACUACUACACAAACAUCCGCCGCGCCCUCCUCUCCGGCUUCUUCAUGCAGGUCGCCAUGAAGGAGUCCUCCGGCAAGGUCUACCGCACCAUCAAGGACGACCAGGCCGUCAUGAUGCACCCCUCCACCGUCCUCAAGACCGACUACGAAUGGGUCCUCUACAACGAAUUCGUCCUCACAUCGAAGCAGUACAUCCGCACCUGCACCGGAAUCAGGCCAGAGUGGCUAAUGGAGAUCGCCCCCGUCUACUACGACCUCGACUCCUUCGAGAAGGGCGAGGUCAAGACAGCCCUCACGCGGGCUUCGGAGAAGAAGCGCAGAAAGGAGGCCAUGAAGAACGGCCGGUGA
This is a messenger RNA of Colletotrichum karsti, 2313 nucleotides long. RefSeq names its product pre-mRNA splicing factor ATP-dependent RNA helicase prp43. Gene Ontology annotation, molecular function: RNA helicase activity; ATP binding; RNA binding. The transcript has 3 exons. NCBI's taxonomy places the organism in Eukaryota, Fungi, Ascomycota, Sordariomycetes, Glomerellales, Glomerellaceae. Gene Ontology annotation, cellular component: spliceosomal complex; intracellular anatomical structure. Bases 1 to 2313 code for a protein of 770 amino acids. The record is from RefSeq and is a predicted model, not a curated record.